Molecule: messenger RNA, 795 nt
Organism: Fragaria vesca subsp. vesca
Lineage: Eukaryota; Viridiplantae; Streptophyta; Magnoliopsida; Rosales; Rosaceae
Product: zinc finger protein ZAT5-like
Exons: 1
Coding region: 1-795 (264 amino acids)
Source: RefSeq, a predicted model, not a curated record
AUGAUGAGUACUCCGAUUAGAGUUAGUGAUCAAGAUGAUGAGACAACCGCCUCGCCGGCCACCUCAGCUGAACUCACAGAGAUGAGCACUACAGAAGAAGAAGAAGACAUGGCUAACUGUUUGAUACUUUUGGCUCAGUCGGGUCAGACACAAAUCCAAAAAGUUCAAGAACAACAACUACUACUACUACAACAACAGCAGCCUAUCAAGGCUGUUGCUGCUGCUGAUACUGCUCCUGGGUUAUAUGUGUACGAGUGCAAGACAUGUAACAGGUGCUUUUCUUCUUUCCAAGCACUAGGUGGGCAUAGAGCGAGUCACAAGAAACCCAAGGUCAUCAGUAAUGUCACCAACACAACACAAGCACAGCCCAAGAAAGCGUUGUCGUUUAUGGAAGAUCAAGACGAGUAUGAUCGUCGGUUUAACAACAACACAACAAGCACAACGCUUUCGUUACAAGUAUCGAAUAGGGUUUUUGGCAAUAGCAAAGGCACCAAGGUUCAUGAGUGUUCAGUGUGUGGGGCUGAGUUCGCUUCUGGUCAAGCUCUUGGGGGUCAUAUGAGGAGGCACAGAACUUUCAUAAACACUACAACAACAGCACCAGCAGCUCCAACAAUGAGUAGUCCUCAAUCUCAUCAAGCAUCUAACAAGAGGCCAAGAAGUGUUUUGGAGUUAGACCUUAAUCUUCCUGCGCCAGAAGAAGAGCGGCUCGAUAUCACCAAAUUGCCAUUUUCCAGCUCCAAGAAGGAACAAGUCAUUGUCUUCUCUGCCUCUCCUUUGGUGAGAUGCCAUUACUAA